CCUUGCUCGUUUAUCUGCCUCCAGCAAAGCAUGUUGCGCUUCUUCCGACGCGAGCAGCUUCACAUCGACCUCCAGCUGGUUGUCGUCGCAACCUUCAUCGCGCUCUGGGUUGCCACCGAGAAGACCGGACCAAAGAACUGCGGUUGGCGCUUUGCGUCGGCGUGCUCCGCGUGUGGCGCUGACUAUGAGUUCGAAUGCUCGGGAAGCUGCAGCCUGCUUAUGCAGAACGCGACGCCAGAACCGACAGCGCAAUCGUGCUGUGGCGCGGUCGUGCUGAGUUCCGACCUUCUGUCCAUGAAAUCAUCGCAGGGCAACGGUCUACGAGACAGACUCGGGGCAUACAAGAUGAUUGGGACAGAAUGUGGAGGACGAGCAGCCUACCAGCACUACUCGGAGUACCUGUUCUAUCAGAAUGAGAGUACGCAACCCGGCUGGCGCGUUUCGAAGGAGCUUUGUGGCCGCUCGUCCCUCAUCAGGCAGAAGGACAGUCUUGACAGGUCGUGCCCGGAAUACGUAGCAAAUUGGGAAUACCUCAAUGGUGACGACUGGGAACUGGGAGAGGAUCUCAGCGCUGAGUGUGCCCAACGUGCUCCGCCCAACAGCACAUGCACGGAGCCAAACAGCGCCGGGCCGCCUGCAGCUUGGCUGGUCUGGAUCGGUGCUCUGAUCGGUGCUGCAGCACUUAGCUGCGGUGUGCGCGCCCUCUGUGCGUAUGCACGGCGACGACGACAGAUGCUCGCCCACGAUUUCGAUUCACCGCACAGCAGUACUGCUCCGGAGAAGCACUUCUCCCUUGUGAUUGCGGUUGCCUCGCUGACGUUCAUUCUGGUGUACUUUGUACAGAAUCGCAGGACCGAAGAAGCUCGCAAACGUGCAAUCCGGUUGCUCGAUGCGGAGGUUUUGCGCAGCGGGGCACUCGAACGCAUUGAGCGGCGGCAGGAUUUCGACGCACUAGAAACAGCGGGGGAGCACCUCUUUGUGCAACCUGAAGAGGCUGUGCGAAUGCUAAAGGCGAGACGGCGGCAGAUCGGGUUUCUCACCUAUGGUUGGCGCACCAGCGACCACCCCGACCCCGACGACAAGACGCUUCAGGCGGUGGUCAGCGCGCUCCGGAGCGAGGAGGGCGCGCACAUCACUGCCGUCUUCUGGGACUGCCCUUGCCUGUGGCAGGGCCCACGUACGCCGGAUCAAAAUGCUGAGUUCAAGCAAGGGCUCGAGGUGAUGGCGGAUGGCUACGCCAGUCCACUCGGCGUCACCGUGCUCCGCCGCAAGCUCAUUCCUCCGCUCCCAGAAGCGAUGACGGGACGGGUCGUCCUCUUCGGCGUCGACGCCUCGCUCGCUGAGCAGCGCAUUCGCGCUGCGCUCAUCGGGUGGGGUCGCACCCUCACUGAGCUCUGGUUUGAGCUUGACCGCGCACCCCCGGGGGACGAGACUCCGCGCCAAACAGGGCGCUGGCACGCGCGGUUCGCGUCGCAUGAACAGGCGGCGGAGGCGGUGGAUGAGCUCCAGGAGCUGCCCGAGGGCGCAAAUGGCGCUUGUCUGUGGUACAAUGAGCGUGCGUACACCGACCGCGGCUGGUGUGUCUUCGAAUCGUUUGUAAGCAUGGAGGCGCUCAUCCGCAUCGAGGCGCACCCCCGAUUGAAAUCGCACCUGCGCUCAAUGAAGCUGCCGCCAAAGCUCCUGGAGAUUGAUGGCGACCGACCCGUUCCGGUACAGCUAGAGCUCAACGAGACCGUCAAAGAAAGGGUCGAGCGCAUGCGACUCGCUCUCACCACGGCCGCCUUCACAGGCAGGGCCGACCGGGCUAUUGUCGUCAAGAUGCUCGAGACUUACAUCGACAAAAUUACGGCAGCGAUCUACCUCUCCGGCGAGGGCGGCGCAGCGCAGUACAGGGGCGAGUACAACUCUUCAGGCAACCGCGAGGGCCACGGCAUCCUCCGCAGCGCAGAGGGCCGGUACGAGGGCGGGUUCGUCGCCGGCAAGAAGCAUGGUCGUGGAGUGUUCGUGCGAAACGACAACAAAUGGACAUAUGAGGGCGAGUGGGUCGAGGACUUGAUGCAUGGUCGUGGAGUGUUCGUGCGAAACGACACCAAUUGGACAUUGGAGGGCGAGUGGAUCGGGGGGAAGAAGAACGGGCCGUUCAUUUGCACGUGGAUCUGCAAUGAGGCCGUCGCAACUCCAGAAUCGGAGCAACCAUGCCCGAAGAUGUCGGAGGCGUUGAACUAGUUGUGGAGGCCGGCUCGUAGUGCGCGUGUGCAUGGAAUUGGGUCUCUUUUCUUCACACCUCUCUUGUUUUCCCAACAAAACAACCACAAACGCGUAAAUUCCAA
Molecule: messenger RNA, 2330 nt
Organism: Emiliania huxleyi CCMP1516
Lineage: Eukaryota; Haptophyta; Isochrysidales; Noelaerhabdaceae
Exons: 3
Coding region: 31-2226 (731 amino acids)
Source: RefSeq, a predicted model, not a curated record